This is a messenger RNA of [Torrubiella] hemipterigena, 1220 nucleotides long. The record is from the annotation of a GenBank genome assembly. Lineage: Eukaryota; Fungi; Ascomycota; Sordariomycetes; Hypocreales; Clavicipitaceae.
GUCUGCUGAACUGCUCGAUUCGGUGAAUAUCACACGUUCUAGAAUACUGGAUAUGGAUGAAAAUUCUUUUUUGAGCUAUUUACAUGACCGGUGUAGGGUUGGAAAGUGACGACUGCGGCUACCGAUAGUGGAAUGGCGUUGACCACGUUUUUUGAUAUAAAUAUCGCGAGAAGAUGGUCUCAUAGUUCGUCUGCUUGUUUCUCUAGAUACCCCUAAAAGUUGUUUGUUAUCAAUACUCUGCGAAUAUGAAGUUCACUCUUGUCACUCUUACCGCCGCACUCUCUGUCGUCUCUGCCUCGCCGCUUGCAGGACGCAAGGACGCUGCCACGCCCGCAAAGUUAACAACUGAGCCGGCUAAGCCUGCUCCCACAGGUGCCGCAUACGACUGGUCUGAGGGCUGGAAGGCAUCGUUCCCUAUUCAUGUCUCGUGUAAUGCCACGCUGAAGCGCCAGCUGAGCGAUGCCCUCGGCGAGGCUGUUGAGCUUGCCCAGCAUGCCAGAAACCACCUUCUUCGCUUUGGUGACAAGUCCGAGUUCAAGAAGAAAUAUUUUGGCAACGGAUCGACUGCUGAAUCUGUGGGAUGGUUUGAUCGUAUUACUGCGGCGGAUAAGAGUGCCAUGCUGUUCCGCUGCGACGACCCAGACAGGAACUGCGCCACUCAGAACAACUGGGCUGGACACUGGCGCGGCAAGAAUGCCUCUGAAGAGACCGUGAUCUGCCGUAGAUCCUUCGAGGUCCGUCGUCCCUUGAACUCGGUCUGCAACCUGGGGUACACUGUUGCCGGCUCACCUCUCAACACUAUCUGGGCUGUCGAUCUUCUUCACAGGCUGCUGCAUGUGCCGACUAUCAGUGAAAAGGUCGUGGACCACUACGCUGACGAUUACACGUCUGUGUUGGAGUUGGCGAAGAAGGACCCUUCCAAGAGCGCCAUUGACAGCAACGCUCUGCAAUACUUUGCCAUUGAUGUAUAUGCCUACGAUAUCGCUGCUCCUGGUGUUGGCUGCACUGGUGAGCCUGCAAAGGAUGCUAAGAAGGAAAAGGAGCCCAAGGCUACAACAUCAGCUGCCCCAACUCCCACUCAGAGUGCAAAGAAGGAGUGCCACACCCAUGCUGAUGGAGUCGAACACUGUGUUUAGGGCCAUGAGAACAGGAAUCACUACCGUUUACGGACAGCCACAAGAUUGACUACAUGCCAUGAAACGAUUUUAGACGCUCACGAC